Molecule: messenger RNA, 4641 nt
Organism: Pantherophis guttatus
Lineage: Eukaryota; Metazoa; Chordata; Lepidosauria; Squamata; Colubridae
Gene: ZNF576
Product: zinc finger protein 576
Source: RefSeq, a predicted model, not a curated record
GGCUCCGGGGGCUGCUAGGGCAUCGAUGGGAAGGGUAGGCCGCAGUGGCAGAGGCAGGCGAGGCAAGGAACAGCAGCAGCUCCGGCCUGGCCUAGCUGUGGGGAGGCAGAGGGGCUCGUCUCGGGCUUGAGGCCUCCACCCCAGAGGAAUCUCCAACCUUGGCCUCUUUAAGACUUGUGGACUUCAACUCCCAGAGUUCCUUUGCCAGCAACUGUCAUCUCUGUCCCUCAGCGGCUCCUCAGCCUCAACUAAGCUCCCGUUUCAUGCUGAAUAAACUAAAUUAUCAAUGUAUCUUAAAUAGAAAACUCUUUCGAUAUAUAUAUAUAUAAAACUCCAAAAGCAUUUUAUUAAAAUAAAUUUGAUUUAAAAAAAAUCCGAUUUAAAUUUUUUUUAAAAAUCCGAUUUAAAUUUUUUUAAAAAAUCCGAUUUAAAUUAAAAAAAAAAUCCGAUUUAAAUUAAAUCCAAUUUUUAAUUUUUUUAAAAAAACCCAGUUUUUAUCCACCCUGGUGGCUAAUGGCUUUCAUCCUGUGCUAGAUCUUGGGUGAGAGCCUGCUGUACUAAUCCUUACCAUUCUUGCUUUUUGUUAGUUGGUCAAACUUUGCGGGCAAGGAGUUUCGAAAUAUCCUGUCUCGAACGGAUUUCUGCCCACAGUAUUUGCUUUGCUUAUGAAUGGAGCCAUCUAGAUAGUUGGCUGCUUCUUUCAAUUAAGCUCUUUAUCUCCUUAAGUGCUGGCAUCUGCUGUGGGCUAUUAAGAAAGACUUGCGGGGCGGCUUUCUGCCUCUAAAAACAUGUUUUUCUUUGGAGAAAUAUAAUCUGCCUUUUUAAAAAUAUUUCCCAAAAUAUUUCAUUCUUCUGGGGGGGGGUGGGCUUCCCACAGUGGGAAAAACAACACAUUUACCUUCUGGGUCUCAUACGUUGACCUUGCUUGUUUUAUUGACCCAAGAAGGUGUCGUAAAAAUAUCCCAAUAAAGAGGAACACAGACAAACCACAAGCAAUAAAUCUUACUUUUAAGAUUCAGAGGUUUAUUUCAUGAGCAAUUUGGAAGAUGAGUAGCCAACAGAAAUGCAAUUUCACAACAAAACGUACAUUAUUAAACCAUUGCAAUGGGGUCCAAUGACACAUAGCAGAUCCUACAAGGACUGCUUUUGGGCAAAGGACACCAUUCUCAUUUCAAGCCACAUUUCUUAUACCUUUUUUACUGACAUACGAAUUCCAUAGUUUUACUUCCUUGUUCUUUCUUACAUUCUUACUGACUGUCACUCUCUGCAAAUACCCGUGUACAUUUGAAGCUCUCAGCCAUUUGUUACUUUCAGUUCUGCAUUUCCCACCUUUCAUUCUUCCUGCUCUAAAUAUAUCCGCACAAGUACCUACUUUGCAGAAAAUGCAGCACACAAGUCAGCACAUUAGAAAUAUGUUUGGUACAUUUUGCAAUUAUGUUAGUUUAAAACUUUGGUUCAGUCCUAGAUCUUAGUACCAGCUACUUUCCAAUGGAUAUAUUUCUCUUCUCACAAAGGACUUAGAAUAACUUCAUUGUCACUUUAAAUGUACACUAAUUGGCAUACAUUAAAAUGAAAUUUGCUUUAAAAUGAGAAAAGCGUUCUUCAAAGUUGCUGCCAAACUUCUUGUAAGAGAAAGGUGUGAAUCCAAAGGAUCUUAAAAGGGGUAGGCUGUCCUUGGGCUGGAGCUGAAUUAUGCAGGGAGAAAAACUGGGAAAUGUGGAUAUUUGGGGGCUAGAAUUAGCACAGUUUCCUCUUAUUGACCUGAAGGCAGAGGGAGAUGAAGUCCAACAUGCUUUUAGAAGUCACCGUUUGUGGUGUGGUGUGAACUGGAUGGGCCUGGAUGUUUUUGCUCACUGCUUGAUUUCGUUGUUACAGGAAACGAUGGCUGAAUCUUCUGCAAUUGGCAAGUUAACAUUGCCUGAACCAUUCCUUAAAAAGGUGUCAAACUGUAACAGCGGUGUGUCACCGUCCCAGAAGCAUCUCUCAGCCUUUAAACCCGAACCUCUCUGGAUAGAUGGAAACCCUGCAAUAAUGCCGGCAGAGAGCAAGGACAAAGAAUGGACUAGAAAUACUGCCAUUUAUAGCCUGGGUACCAAUCAGUGCUUUCACUGCCUGAUUACCUUCCCUGACGAGAAAUUCAAGGAACGGCAUAUGAAGCGAGAACAUCCAGAGGACUUUGUUCAGGCCAAUUUGCGGGAUGCCCUGUUUCUCUGCUUCGUCUGUAACAAGGCUUUCAAGAGUUCCCAAGCGCUUAUCGGCCACCAGCGAGGCCAUGCCUCGCCCUCGCCCUCCGAUUGCAGCGACUGCUUGCGCCCCCCCACCUUUGACUGUGCUGACUGCGGCUGCCGUUUUGAUCAGCUGGCCAACUACCAGCAUCACCGCCUAGGUCACAUGGCCGGCCAUAGCUUGCCUCAUCAGUGCCCCGAUUGCAGCAAAAGUUACCGGCAGCUUUCCAUCCUGCGUCAGCACCAGGUUUUCCACCGGCCAACCCAGGUGGUGCUUCCCUCCCGACCCUAUUCCUGCACAGAGUGUGGGGAGAGCUUCAGGCACGAGGCAGGCCUGCACGAGCAUUACAUCCAGCAUGCUCGCGGGGAGCUCUAGCGCGGUAGCACUAGCCAAUCCCUCUGCUUCCUGAACCUGGUUGGGGAAUGGAAGGCCAUGGGCAUUGCUGUCUGGGAUGGGGAGCCAGAUUCCUUUUUGGGGGUGGAAAUACAGGGCAAAAUCUUUGUUCUUUGGAAGUGCUGCGGCUGCUUAUGUUCCCCUUAGAACAGGGGUCAGCAACCUGCGACUCUGGAGCUGCAUGCGGCUCUUUCACCCAACAUACAAAUGACCAAGAAAAUAAAAUAUUUAGGGAUUUGGCUUACUGCAAGAUGUUCCUCAAUUAAGGAGGACAAUUACGAUAAAUUGCUACAACAAAUCAAAAAAGACUUUGAAAAUUGGAAAAACCUACAGAUCUCGCUAUCGGGGAGGAUCGCCAUGAUUAAAGUGAAUAUUUGGCCAAAAAUACUGUUUCUCUUCCAAGUUAUACCAGUAAAAUUAGAGAAAAACUUUUUUGAAGCUUUAAAUAAAAUAGUUACCAAAUUUAUAUGGCAGGGAAAAAGACUGAGAAUUAGACUUAAAUUACUAUAAGACACAAAAGAUAAAGGAGGAGUAGCACUCCCAGAAUGGGAAAUAUAUUAUCAAGCCUCUUACGUAACCUGGCUAAAAGAGUGGAGAGAGUUAAGGGAUAAAAGAACACUAGCAAUUGAGGGAAAUGAUCUACAAGCGGGAUGGCAUGCAUUCUUUUGGGAUGAAAAAGAUAAAAAUAGCUAUUUUAGAAGAUAUAUACUAAGGAAUGCAUUGCUACUAAUUUGGUUAAAAAUAAAAAAAACAGCAUUAAACAAGCAUUAAAACAUCCAAAUUUAACUGAAUGGGAUAAGAUAAUAAGAUAUAGAGAUAUACUAAAAGAACAAGGAAAUUUGAAAUCGAAACAGGAAUUGGAACAUGAUCUUAAUAGAGGAAUUAAUUGGUGGACAUACAUGCAAAUUUAGUCUAAAUAUAAAGAAGAUACAAAAUUAUAUGAAGUACAAAAUGAGCAACAUGAAUUGGAUAAAAUUAUAGAAAGGGACAGGAGAAAUUAAUUAGUAGGAUAUACAAAUUUUUACUGCGAUAUAAAAUGGAAGAGGAAGUAGUUAAAGAUACAAUGAUCAAAUGGGCAAAAAAAUGUUAAUCAUACAAUAGAAUUGGAGAGAUGGGAAACAAUGUGGCAAAUAAAUACAAAAUUAACUAUGUCUGUGGCAUACAAGGAAAACCAGUUGAAGAUGUUCUACCUUAGCAGCUCUUAAGGUGUGUGGGCUUCAGCUCGCAGAAUUCCUCAGCCAGCCUAUAAGUAGUCCUUGACUUAACAACAGUUGAACCCAAAAUUUCUGUUGCUAAGCAAAACACUUGUUAAGUGAAUUUUGCCACAUUUUAUGAUCUUCCUUGCCAUAGUUUGUGGCAAGAAUCACAGCUGGGAAGGAAAUCACUUGCAGGUGUUAAGUCAGUAAAAGGGUUAAGUGAAUCUGGCUUCCACGUUGACUUUGUCAGAAGCUCACCAAAGGUGAUCACAUGACCCCAGGACAACCCCCCCCCUCCGCCUUACACCUCUUCAGGAAAUCCAUCAGCGCAAGUAACCUUGUAUUAUAAAAUGAAGGGACCCCGGAACUCUGCAUUCUCACAAAAUUACAUUCUCUAGCAUCUUUUUGGUCAUUUAAAGUGGCGUCUGUCUUGAGAUAGUCCUUGUGAUGCUGAAAAUGGUAAAACGAACUUGAAAUUGUUUUUGCAACGGUUUUGCAAUCUUCUAGAUCUUAAAAUGUGCGAGAUUGGCUCAGAAUGAAGGAAACCCAAGCAUUGUCAGUUUGACUCCCAUGCAGGACUGUUUCUACUGGAUGCUCUUUGGAUGCUCGAGGUGGAGAAUUUUAGGGAAAAAGAUCUUUUUAAACUCUGAAGUUGCUGUGGGUUUUGCAUCAUGUAAAUGACACAUUCUGCAGGCAAAUUGUGAUUUAUACACGGACUUCUGUAUCUUUUGAGGUUAUGAUCCCUGGCACUUUAUUUUUCCUUUGAUAUUUUAUUGUAUAAUGGACUAUUUUAAAAAAGUAGGAAGAAAAUAAAACAAAAGAAUAA